Molecule: messenger RNA, 1599 nt
Organism: Macadamia integrifolia
Lineage: Eukaryota; Viridiplantae; Streptophyta; Magnoliopsida; Proteales; Proteaceae
Product: mitochondrial arginine transporter BAC2-like
Exons: 2
Coding region: 511-1473 (320 amino acids)
Biological process (GO): transmembrane transport
Molecular function (GO): transmembrane transporter activity
Source: RefSeq, a predicted model, not a curated record
UACUAAAAGGAGAAGCCUCCGGCAACUUUUGUUUCGAAAUGGUUUGAAGGCAGAGGCCCAGAACGUGUGUGAAAUUCUGAGCAAACUGUCCAAGGUUCUGAGUCAUUCAUUUUUGUUGUUCUUCUUCUCCCUCAGGGCCUCACCUCUCCUCACCCCUCUACUCUUUCUGCGUGCUUUUAUUGGAAUGAAGAAAGAUUAUUUGGGCUGUAGCUGAAAACUAGGAAGAUCUUUACCUUCCUUACUGGGUUUGUGCUCUGCGAUAGAUUCUAUGGACCAAACGGUAAUCUGAGCUAGCUUGGCUCUUGGCUGAAGAGAAGAGAGAGCAAGAGGGACAGAUUAGAACAAUUGGGUUGAAUGCUUUAUCCUUGAAGAAGGAGGAAUUUCUAGUAAGCGAUCGAUAGAGAUUAUCUGCGUUUCUGGGUUUAGAAAUAUAGUGAUCACUGAUUUGGGAGAGAGUGGUGUGUUGAGUUGGGUUGGGGCUGAGCCUGUGUGGAAUGGGAGUGGAAGAAGAUGGACUUCUGGCCAGAGUUUCUAGCGACCAGUUGGGGGAGAGAGUUCGUAGCAGGAGGGUUCGGUGGAGCAGCGGGCGUAAUCUCAGGUUACCCACUGGACACGCUGAGGAUCCGUCUUCAACAACCUUCAAAUCCCACUAGAUCUGCCAUUGGCCUCCUCCGCCAGAUCGUCUCUUCUGAGGGACCUUCCGCGUUAUACCGUGGCAUGGCUGCUCCGGUAGCCUCUGUCACCUUCCAGAACGCCUUAGUGUUUCAAACUUAUGCAGUUCUAUCCAGAGCAUUUGAUUCAUCGAUCAACAAAAUAGAUCCUCCUUCCUACAAAAGCGUGGCAUUAGCAGGCUUUGGAACAGGGGCCUUACAGAGUUUGCUGCUUACCCCUGUUGAGCUAUUGAAGAUACGCCUCCAAUUGCAGCAAACGACAAGAAAAUUACAUAACCAUCACUCAAACGAUCAACAAGGAAGUCCAGUAAGAAUGGCUAAAUACAUUUUCGGGAGAGAAGGACUGAAGGGGCUCUACAGAGGCCUCACCAUCACUGCCCUCCGAGACGCACCAGCUCAUGGGUUUUACUUCUGGACGUACGAGCGCACAAGAGAGCAACUCCACCCAGGUUGUCGAAAAAGUGGUCAGGAGAGCCUCCAAACGAUGUUGUUUGCCGGAGGACUGGCAGGGGUUGCCAGUUGGGUGUGUUGCUAUCCAUUGGAUGUGGUAAAGACGAGACUUCAGGCUCAAAUGCAAUCUCCAUCGGAUCAUCCGCCGCCCAAAUAUCUUGGCAUUAUUGAUUGUUUUCGUAAGAGUGUCAAAGAAGAGGGCUUUGGAGUUCUGUGGAGAGGUUUGGGUACUGCCAUUGCUCGGGCUUUCGUGGUGAAUGGAGCCAUCUUUGCUGCCUAUGAGAUAUCUCUUCGGUGCUUUUUCAGCGACAAUAGCUCUGGAAGCAUUCAAACAGAAGAUAACAGAUUAUAGGACAAAGCAGGUUUCCUCUGCAACUGGAACCAAAUUUUUUCCAAAUUUGCUGCACCAUAAAUAGCCAUCAUAAGGAUGGCAUCCACAUAAAAAAUUAUUACUGUAAACCAACAUAUUCUUGGUGAA